Paramecium octaurelia is the source of this 407-nucleotide messenger RNA. The record is from the annotation of a GenBank genome assembly. Lineage: Eukaryota; Ciliophora; Oligohymenophorea; Peniculida; Parameciidae.
AUGAAAAUAAUCUUCAUUUUAUUGCAAAUUGGAUUAUUGACCAAUGUAAUUUAAACUAAGUCAGUUGCAAAAAUGAAAGAAGUAUCAUAACUCUAAUUAUAAUUUAGUGUUUGACAUAUGUUCUAGGGUACAAUUAAUAAUGCUAUCAACAAUAUCAGGAUUGCCUAUUAAAAGACAUUUGUUUAGGAUUGUAUGUUCAGGGCAAGACUCUUUGUUUAGACGAUUUCAAAUAUGAUACUGAUCAAUAUUUGGGAGAAUGUGUUAGUACUUAAUAUGCAAAAUUAUAAAAUGAUGAUGCUAAACUUUUGGUCGAUUGUUUAUAAGAGUAAUGUGAUAUUUUGAAUAAUGAUGCCACACUCCAGCAUCUUUCAAGCAUAUUGAUAUUGAUUUACAUAUUUACUUAAUGA